Chara braunii is the source of this 3954-nucleotide messenger RNA. The record is from the annotation of a GenBank genome assembly. Lineage: Eukaryota; Viridiplantae; Streptophyta; Charophyceae; Charales; Characeae.
GCAAGUGUUUCUGUGUGGUGCUCAUUGUUGUUCUCAUGCCCGUCUUUGUUUUGCAUUUGCCACCGACAGGUAAAUCUGGUGCGCCGACCUCUGGUCAAAAUAAACGGUACGGCAGGUCUAAGACUUACAACAACAAACCGUGGGCUCUUGACUGGGUAGGCGGUUUGCAUAAACCGGGGUGUGGGGCUGUUAUCUUCUUGAGCGAUGACAAUGGCGCCACUUGGUACUGUUGUGGGGGUGUGGAGAAAUCCGAGGCGGGCAGGAAGACCUAUGAAAGGAGGACGUUCAAGACCUUCUUCCUCAUGUCCGUCUUCGACAGCGUUGGGACGGACUGGGUCAAGGAAGACAAGAAGGUCUCCCUUGACCUGCGUCUCUUCCAAGGAUACGGCGUCAAGGCUUUCUCCAUGAAAGCGUUUGACGUGCGUGGGGACAGAACUGAAUUCCGAAUGCUUUCUCCGGAAGAAUUUCUCAGCAAAACAAACGCCAACCACGUUACUGGCUGCCUUCCUGUUGUCGACAGUUCUUUUCGGAUGAGCAAACCUUUGGUCCAAUUCAACAGUCCGAUGGACCUGCUGCCAGGUGUGGUUAAGCGGUACAGGGAAGACUUCUCGAAGCUGCCGCCUGAUCAGCAAACGGACUGUGUUUUUUUGCCCUUUGAGGUUGGUUCCAAAAGCAGGCGACAAACGCCGUCCGCGACGACAGGGAAGACAAAGCAGUUGUCGGGUGGGCCGUCGGGCGCGAAUCUUCCCUCGCCCUCCGUGAGGGGAGGUCGUGAUUUGGCUCAAGGUUCAAGCGAGGCAACRGAGUUUGAUGACAGGCUUCUGCACCAGCGCAAUGUURGCSGUGAGAAUUCCYAGGGYAKUGCAAUKGCCCUGGACGAGGASAACGAYGAGGACGAGGAAGGAGGAAGUGYUGGGCCGCAUGACGACGGCGGUAAUGAAGCAGAUGUGGAAGUUGGGGAUGACAACAUGGAGGACCRGGGCGGGCUUGCUGACGAGGACGCCGACACGCCAAUGCAUGGUCAUGACAUCUCCCCCGCCGGCGCUGUGGGAGCCGCUAUUGGUCAGCCCUCGACGUCCCGUGGAAUUUCGCUAUCGCAAAGCAGGAGUAAGGGUGGACAUGACUCACAUGCAAUGCAAGGACCGAAGGCGAGGAAAAGAACAAGGGAGACUUCUCCGUCUGCUUCUACUCUUAAGAGGCAAGCCAGGACUGACGCUAUUAAUGAGGCUCGUGGAGCUUUGACAGCGUUCCAGGAGGCGCGGUCUCCUCGGAAGAACAGCCAAGGGGGGCGAUCUGGGGGUCAAGGCGGUGGCCGUGGGGGCGGUGGCCGUGGAGGGUUGCUGAAAGGCUCCCAGAGGGUGAGAACACAAGAGCUGCGGGACUCGGGGGAUGAGGGCGAGGGAGUGGAUCCUCGCAUGCCCGAAGAUGUUGAUGAGCAGUUUCAGCGCGUCGCGCCCAUCAACACUACGCGUUGUUUCUUCCUCGAAUACGACGACCAAGGCUUUGCUACGCAAGACGUCCAUGCUCUUCACGUGGACGUCAUGAGAAUCAAACGCAUUCCCCGUGGAAGGAUUCUUUUCAACCACCGCUCSUUGUCUGAAAACAUUGUGCGAGGCAUCGAGAAUGCCAUCGAAAGCUCCAUCAGCACGGACCCGGGGGCGUGGGAUAGGCCCGAGCUCGUGCUCGCGCCAGUUGACCGCAAUGACAUUGUCGGCGGCCAGGGAAGAUGGAUCACGCCGACCGAAUUCUUGGAAAGGGACCCGGCAGAGUUCGACUGGUACGCUGUCUGUGGUCAGCAUACCGUUGAGGCCAUGAAGAGAUUGGUCAGAAAGGGCUCCCCGGUAGUUAAAGUUUAUGGCCUCAACGCGUACUCUAAGGUGCGGGUCGUCUAUUUCGAAGAUGAUCAAACACGAGGGUAUUUCAAUGUCUCCUGCUUCGACAACACACGCGACAAUCGCUCCAUGAUGUUGUCAUUCGAGAACGCUGUCCGUGACAUCAGCGAGAACAAUGAGGUGGCCGUUGCGCAUCAGAAGACGUGGCAGAACUUCUUGAGGGCCUGCAUGGGGAAGGCAUGCGACAAGGCGUUUGUAAAGCAAGCUCUCGAGAAUGAGUACAGUAAGGAUUGGAGUAAUAAACUCCGGGGCUACAUGAACCUCGCCACAUCCAGUGUCGCAUUGUGGCUGCUGGUCGAGAGGUUCUUCGAGAUGUUCAACGAAGGAAAGUUGCCAGUUGGCGAUGGCAAAAUCCCGCUUGACAUGCCCGGGAGGAUGGAAGGCCGCCUGCCAGGCCCGUACACCGACGAGACCAAGGGACAAAGAACAUUGUACCAUUGCAUAUAUGCAAUAGAUGGUCCCAAAGGUUCCAUCGUGUCGUGGAAGGAUCUUUGUCCUUCCUACUUCAAAAAUUUUGGGGAUUUGACAUGUCGUGAGAGGGAAGUUGCGUUGCUCCUGCUCAUGAAGGGGAAGGUGGUCGCAACGAACGUCAAGGUCUUGCCUCCAAGAGUGAACACAGAGUGCCUCCUCGACAUCAUGCGAAAGGAGCGGUACAUGGUGCGUAUGUUCAAUUAUGUUCUGUUCCGCGCCGAGGGAAGGGCGGACGACGAAUGGAACGACGCGUUCUUCAUGUCGUACAAGGACCUUGAAGACAAGUAUGGGCCAAACGGUCUAUGCGCUGCUGAAUGGGAGAAGGAACGGGACAAGUUACAUGUCAAUAAGGUGAAGAUGGUCCCUCGACGACUUGGAGGAGUGGAGGAGGCAAGGCAAGGCGCGGGCUUGGGGCCUACGGCAGCAAUGUAUAAGGAGGCUCUGUUUCACCUUAAGGUCUUCAUAAACACUGCAAUCGAUAAGCUCGAUUUGCUUCGUGCCGAGGUGAAACGGAUCGCCUCCAGCGUGCGUCAUAUUGUGUGGGACAAGAUUGGCAAACAAACGACGUUGCUACCUGUGUGCAUGCCAUCAAAGGAAGUGUUGGCAGCGCCAGACGACAUCGUCGCUGCAGCGCAAAAAAUGACAUGCAGCGCCGCCAUCGUGGACAUCCCAUCCUCGAACUUCAGCACGGCGUGGACCUCUCACGAAUUUGAUGCCUUGCACACAUUGAUGACCAAGUGUGCAAAGCGAUGUUCUGCGUCACUUGUUCCGCUGGGAGGACGUCGAAGUCAUCCCCGGGACCUGGAAACGGGUGGACAGGCCACCGAACGACAUCACACGAUACGACAAUAUGGCUACGACGAGUCGAGAUAUGAUGGCCAUUGUCCUGCACGCCGACGGAGGGAUCUGAAAAAAGUAACUGUCAAACCCCGACUCCACAACGACCUCACAACCGUGCACGUUGUGGAGGAGAAGUUCGGGAAGUGUCAAGGUAAACACGGUGGGAUAGAGGGUGAUGAUAGUGCGGUGUAUUCCAUCUGGGAGCGAGAGCCUGGAAAGUUACGUUCGUUGUGCGGGUCAUUUGUCGGAGAGGCGGAAGGUGUGCUUUUGUUGGGGAGAGCGCACGCAGGUCUUGUGUGGGAGUUGUUACUGACAGGUAAUAAUGUCCUUCCCUGCGACGAGUCGGCCAAGGACAUUGCAUAUCUGACGAAGUUCGUCGAUAUACUUGUGAAGGAUGAGAGAUUCACCUGUCAUGUCGAGAAGCCACGUUGCAAACAUUGUAGCAACAGGGACAUGUUCCACAAGUUGGGAUGCAAGAGACUGAAGGUGUGGGAAUACCUGUUCCGCAAUGCGCCGCAAGGACGGCUUAACAGGAAUUACAUCUACAGGAAAGCAAAGGUGACAGAGACCCUGAAACAUUAUCACGGUGCUCUUACUGGCGCCUUUGAGACAUUUGUCGCUCGAUGCGAGAUCCUAAAGUUCGAUCUUCAUAAAGACCAGCUGAUGUCCAAGGACUAAGCUGACCUCGCGAAAUCGGGUGACGGCUUUAACCCCGUCGACAGCGAGGAAGACUCUUCGGGGUCCGACCUCG